Pipistrellus nathusii (Nathusius's pipistrelle) is the source of this 1152-nucleotide messenger RNA. NCBI's taxonomy places the organism in Eukaryota, Metazoa, Chordata, Mammalia, Chiroptera, Vespertilionidae. The record is from the annotation of a GenBank genome assembly.
AUGUCCCCAGAAGUGGCCUUGAACCGAAUUUCUCCAAUGCUGUCCCCAUUUAUAUCUAGUGUGGUCCGCAAUGGAAAAGUGGGACUGGAUGCUACAAACUGUUUGAGGAUAACUGACUUGAAAUCUGGAUGCACGUCACUAACUCCUGGACCCAAUUGUGACCGAUUUAAACUGCAUAUACCAUACGCUGGAGAGACAUUAAAAUGGGAUAUAAUUUUCAAUGCCCAAUACCCAGAGCUGCCCCCUGAUUUUAUCUUUGGAGAAGAUGCCGAAUUCCUGCCAGACCCCUCGGCUCUGCAUAACCUUGCCUCCUGGAACCCUUCAAACCCCGAAUGCCUCUUGCUUGUGGUGAAGGAACUUGUGCAGCAAUAUCACCAAUUUCAGUGCGGCCGCCUCCGCGAGAGCUCCCGCCUCAUGUUCGAAUACCAGACAUUGCUGGAAGAGCCGCAGUAUGGAGAGAACAUGGAAAUUUAUGCUGGGAAAAAAAAUAACUGGACUGGUGAAUUUUCAGCUCGCUUCCUUUUGAAGUUGCCAGUGGAUUUCAGUAAUAUUCCCACAUACCUUCUCAAGGAUGUAAAUGAAGACCCUGGGGAAGAUGUGGCUCUCCUUUCUGUCAGUUUUGAGGAUACCGAAGCUACUCAGGUGUACCCCAAGCUGUACCUGUCACCCCGAAUUGAACAUGCACUUGGAGGCUCCUCAGCUCUUCACAUUCCAGCUUUUCCAGGAGGAGGAUGUCUCAUUGAUUACGUCCCUCAAGUAUGCCACCUGCUCACCAACAAGGUGCAGUAUGUGAUCCAGGGAUACCACAAGAGAAGAGAGUACAUUGCUGCUUUCCUCAGCCACUUUGGCACAGGUGUCGUGGAAUAUGAUGCAGAAGGCUUUACAAAACUCACCCUGCUGCUGAUGUGGAAAGAUUUUUGUUUUCUUGUACACAUUGACCUGCCCCUGUUUUUUCCUCGAGACCAGCCAACUCUCACAUUUCAGUCCGUCUACCACUUUACCAAUAGUGGACAGCUUUAUUCCCAGGCCCAAAAAAAUUAUCCAUACAGCCCUAGAUGGGAUGGAAAUGAAAUGGCCAAAAGAGCAAAGGCUUAUUUCAGAACCUUUGUCCCUCAGUUCCAGGAGGCAGCGUUUGCCAACGGAAAGCUCUAG